Messenger RNA from Trichobilharzia szidati, 198 nucleotides. The record is from the annotation of a GenBank genome assembly. NCBI's taxonomy places the organism in Eukaryota, Metazoa, Platyhelminthes, Trematoda, Strigeidida, Schistosomatidae.
GGUUUGUUCCUUCUUGGAAACACAAUACGCUGCUGUGUGGGUAAUCCACAUAUAUUCUGUUUUGCAAUGAAUCAAGCGUUCUUUUUCUGGAUUUUCAUUACUCUCUUAUUCUCAGCUAUUUACUUGUUGACAUUACCUCCAAAAAAGGAGGAUGAUGAAAAGAAGCCAGAAGAACGUGAGGUAACGCUUUUUAAAUGA